Molecule: messenger RNA, 2639 nt
Organism: Paramormyrops kingsleyae
Lineage: Eukaryota; Metazoa; Chordata; Actinopteri; Osteoglossiformes; Mormyridae
Product: vesicle-associated membrane protein-associated protein B-like
Biological process (GO): endoplasmic reticulum membrane organization
Cellular component (GO): endoplasmic reticulum membrane; plasma membrane
Molecular function (GO): FFAT motif binding
Source: RefSeq, a predicted model, not a curated record
ACCGAUGGCCAAUGCAGACCGAGAGGGGACUUUGCGGGCAGGAUCGACUUUGAUCAUUCCCUGUUUUCCAGCUUUUGUUAUUCCUUACGGAGCUUAAUUUAGGAGAGAAGUGCGCGACAUGACAGCAUGACGUCAGCGGGAGCUGCUCGGUCACAUCCUUCCCGCAUCAUCACUCAGCGGCUCGCAGCCUCGCACCGCUCUCCUUUCCCCCCUUGCGUCCGAAGCACCGUGUAACUUAUAAAAAGAGUAAUAUUAAUAAUAAUAAAAAAAACUUGGAACCACUGCAGGUGAUUGAUAAAAUCGCGACGCGGGGAGCCCUUGAAAGAGAAGGAUACCUCCGAUCGGCUGGGACAUGGCCAGACAAGAGCAGGUCCUGCUGCUGGAACCACAACAUGAACUGAAAUUCCGAGGUCCAUUCACAGAUGUUGUUAUUACCACCCUGAAGCUUGCUAACCCAACAGACAAAAAUGUGUGCUUCAAAGUGAAGACGACAGCUCCACGCCGGUAUUGCGUCCGGCCCAACAGCGGUGUCAUCGAUGCCGGAACUUCCAUCAAUGUAUCUGUUAUGCUGCAGCCGUUUGAUUAUGACCCCAACGAGAAAAGCAAACACAAGUUCAUGGUGCAGUCCAUGGUAGCUCCCGCUGACAUGACAGACAUAGAGGGAGUGUGGAAAGACGCAAAGCCUGAAGAGCUGAUGGACUCCAAGCUUAAAUGUGUCUUUGAGCUUCCUGCAGAGAAUGAGAAAACGCAUGAUAUGGACACCAACAAAGUGCUGUCCUCCAGUCUGCUAAAAUCCGAAUCUUCCACAUUGUCCAAGUCUGCAUCCCUGGAUGAUGGAGAGGACAAGAAAAUAAUGGAGGAGUGCAAAAGGCUGCAGACGGAAGUGCAGCGACUACGCGAGGAAAACAAACAGAUCAAGGAAGAUGAUGGUCUUCGUAUGAGGAAGGCUACGUCGAUGUCCGCUGCCCCCAGCCCCUUCUCUCCAUCUGCCCCGGGCUCUGCCCUGAAGGAGGAGGGGCCCAACACCAGAGCCCUUGCCUUGUGCGUGGUCUUCUUCGUCAUCGGCGUCAUCAUUGGCAAGCUGCUCCUGUAGAUGCCGACAACGACGGUAUCGUGGGUGGAAUCGAGAAAACGGUCCUCGUGGUUCUCAUCAGAAUGCCAUAUAAUGUGCAUAGAGUUGAAUAGUCAAAUAAUCUAAAGUUACAGAAGAAGGCAAACUAAUAUAUAAUAAUAAAAUAAGAAAAACAGUGGCAGGUCUUGCUUUUUAAUAAUUAUACCCUUUUUGAGAUCCAUCCCUAUUUGCACAGAAAAAAAAUCUCAUGGGGAGGAUAGUAAAAAAAAAAAAAAGUAAUCAAAUGAAAAGAUUAUAAACAUUAUUAUAAGUUUGUUAUACAGCAAACAGGCUUCUCUAAAAACCAGUUAGUAAUGUGACAGACUGCAGCAUUGAAAUGGGACAGUGUAAAUGCUGUAUCUUCGGUUUUUAAACAGCAUGCUGUCUGUGUGGAUUCACUGGUCGGGGCCGCAACUCAUUCCUGACUGUUAGUCACCUUAAGUUACCCCCCUCCCCCCACCCCCACCCACUCAAACACAUCUUUCAGAGGCCUUUGGCAGAGCUGAUGAAAGGAUCAUGCAAACCAGUUGUUCUGUCUGAUUGGAUCAGUAUGACACUGGAGCACCAUUUCGUGCUUUGCAGCAUGCUUGCCCCUUCUGGGACUGGUGUGCUCAUAGACAUUCAUCCGAAUACAUAUUUCAGUCCACAAACUGCAAUGAAGUGUAUCAGUCUCUCUCUCCUUUACCCCUUCUCAGAACACUAAGUGGUUUGAUGCAUUUUCUUGACUCUUAUUUCUGGUUUGCACACAUUUCAUUGUCACCAAAUUCUAGCAACUUAUUACUUCUUUGAAGUGCUCUUGCCUUCGGAGAGUAGAACAUGCCAUGGAUUACCAUGGCAGAUUAGAUCCUACAAUCUGAAGAAAACUCCAUAACCAUGUAGGGGAAGCUAACCGCUAACCUCCAGCUGGGUUUGUUUGUUCUUGGAAGUGUUAUAUGCAGUAAGUACAGAAACUGAGUUGAAAAAAAUAGUUUGACUUUUUUUUGGAAGUUAUUAAAAAUAAGUUUGCCUCUUAAGAAUAUCAAUAAAUGAUGCUUCAAAGGACCAGAUAUUCAUAUCUCAUAAAGACGUGUCGCUAUGUGCAAAGGGUAGGAAUAGCAACAAUGAUCUUGAUUCCUACCAGUUAAACAUAGUGGGCAGUGCUGUAAUGUAAUAAUGAACAAUGGAAUACACUGUGUAUAAAUCACAUUUAUUUUAAACAAUAUCUAUGUUAAGUAAUAUAUUCUUGGUAUCUUAUUUUUGUGUUCAUCUGCAAAAAAAAAUGUUUCAAUGGGACCAUUUUGUGAUCUAGGGUUUUUUUCCCCCCUUUUUACAUUGUUGCAUAUUGUAGAUGGAAGCUAUGCUUUGGUGGAUCAGUUCAAAGAGGAAAUUUUCAGAAGGUGGGAUUUUUUUGGGGUAGGUCUGCUCACUGGCUUGUCUACUCAGAUUGUCAGAAAAGCAGUCAGGUAACAAUUUUGUAUGUACAUAAAUCAACCAAUAAGCCUAAUAAUGUAAUAAUUAUAAUAAAUUAGUCUGUUGACUAAAAAGCAUA